AAGAAGAAGAGUAGUGAGUAAUGUUUUUCUUUAUGUUAUGAUCAGAGAACUCCGUUGUAAAAUAAUUUUUUAGAUUUUCCAAAUAAUUUUAUUCCCAAUAAGUAUAAACUAAAACCCGACUUACAAACAUGGAUUGGCUAUUCGGUAAGAAAAUCUCACCCGAUGAGAUGUUGCGAAAAAAUCAAAGGGCCCUCAACAAGGCAAUGCGAGACUUGGACAGGGAGCGUAUGAAAAUGGAGCAGCAGGAAAAGAAAAUCAUUGCCGACAUCAAGAAAAUGGCCAAAGAAGGUCAAAUGGAUGCCGUCAAAAUUAUGGCCAAGGAUUUGGUGCGCACAAGACGUUAUGUGAAAAAAUUCAUGUUGAUGAAAGCGAACAUACAGGCUGUGUCAUUAAAGAUACAAACUUUAAAAUCUCAAAACACAAUGGCUGAAGCCAUGAAGGGUGUUACCAAAGCCAUGCAGAACAUGAAUCGUCAAAUGAAUUUACCUCAAAUACAGAAGAUUUUACACGACUUUGAAAAACAAUCCGAAAUAAUGGACAUGAAGGAGGAAAUGAUUAAUGAUGCCAUGGAUGAUGCAAUGGAGGCGGAAGGCGAUGAAGAAGAGACCGAUGCUGUUGUUGCCCAAGUAUUGGACGAGCUGGGCUUGCAAUUGGGUGAACAGCUAGGAGAUUUACCCACCGCUUCUGGUUCACUUUCCAUUGCUGGCGGCAGCAAAACAACUCCCACAGCUAUUGCUGCAGGUGCAGCUGGCGGCCCUACCAGUUCCGGUGGUAAUGGUGGUGCCACUGGUGGUAGUGGCGGCUCAACGCCUAUGUCCGGUGCAGAUGCCGACUUACAGGCCCGUUUGGACAAAUUGAGACGGGACUAAAAAAUAUUUGUCAUUAAUUUUUAUCUGUAUUUUUUUUUAUAGUUUUUUUUGUGUAUCUUAUCAACUUGAUAUCGCCCAUCAGCAUGUAAUUAAAAUGAAAGCUAAAUAUAAGGCAACUUUAAAACUGA
This is a messenger RNA of Musca domestica (house fly), 997 nucleotides long. RefSeq names its product charged multivesicular body protein 2a-like. The coding region runs from base 129 to 869 and encodes 246 amino acids. Gene Ontology annotation, cellular component: ESCRT III complex; multivesicular body. Lineage: Eukaryota; Metazoa; Arthropoda; Insecta; Diptera; Muscidae. The transcript is spliced from 2 exons. Gene Ontology annotation, biological process: late endosome to vacuole transport; protein transport; endosome transport via multivesicular body sorting pathway. The record is from RefSeq and is a predicted model, not a curated record.